GUCUCAAAUGUUUCUUUCUUCAGGUUCAUCCAUGUUAUUGUAUAACAUGUAUAAAAGCUGUGAACCACCGAGCGCCACUCACAGUGACUCGCGAUGGGGCGAGUGAACGUGUGGCUGAAGAGGAGUUACGUUAUCACGUCAAGUCUGAUCGCGAUCAUCAGCACCCUGCUGUUAGGCUUGACUGUGUUUAGCCAUGGAGCCCUCCACAAGGAUGAAGAGAUAGAAGAAAUGCUAACAGGCCUACAUGGCAUGUACGCUGUUUCCCUCAUUCCUCUGCUCUUGAGUAUCAUCGGUUUGUAUGGCGUCUGCAAACAGAAGAAAUGGGCGCUCAUUGUGUUUGCGGUGGGAUUUAUCGUGGGCAUCCUGUUCCUGACUUUUUGCGGUAUUCAAGCACUGGUCGAGCUCCCUGAGAUGGCUGAACAUGUAGAAACAAAAUUCCAGAGUUAUGUGCCAUUGUCUGACGCAAAUGAUCGUAUUUCAAACGCAAUUAAUGAAUUCCAGACGCAAUAUCAGUGUUGUGGGCUAGGUCAGGGCUACCGUGACUGGGGCCAACAGUUUCCAAAUUCCUGCCUGUGCACUGAAGAGUCCACUAGUCCAUGUGAGUUAGCACCUUGGAGUGGCAGUCUAACGCUGAGAGGCACUGUCAAGCCCAUAAGGAUUUAUAAAGAGUCGUGCCUUCCACAUCUGAUCGCUUAUCAUGCAGUUGCAAUGAAUUAUUUGUUGGGCAUGGCGCUGGGAAUCGCAUUACUCUGGCUAUUGCCAGUGGUGCUGUGUAUCCUGAUCUUGUGCCGGCUUAAUCAGAAAGAGAAAACCCAGACAGUGGUCUACAGUCCAGAGGCAAUGUCAGGAAACUACAUCACUCUCUUAGACGCUGCAGACACAACCUGAGUUUGAUUUUCAGGCUGCUUUUCAUGUCAGCAAAUUUUGCCAUGAAGGUUUUGGGACCCAUUGGAAACGAUGGGAUUGGGACACAAUGUGGAGCAUACUCAGAUACAGCAAGUUCCCUCAACAAAGUUAACUGAGUGGAACUUUAUGUCUUCAUAAUUUCUAUUGGUUGUUUGUUUUUCAAGCAUUGAAACCUUGAUUUCAGUCAUCUCUGACGACACCUGCUUUUAUUCUCCGCACCAAUGAAUGUGUACUUUGGAGAAGAGGUAAAGGUAUGCACUAAUACAGACAAAUGUUUACUAUUUGAAUGUGUAAAAGCUUUAAUAAAAAUGUAUGAUUGCC
Molecule: messenger RNA, 1227 nt
Organism: Labrus mixtus (cuckoo wrasse)
Lineage: Eukaryota; Metazoa; Chordata; Actinopteri; Labriformes; Labridae
Product: tetraspanin-8-like
Exons: 9
Coding region: 94-888 (264 amino acids)
Cellular component (GO): membrane
Source: RefSeq, a predicted model, not a curated record